This is a messenger RNA of Stylophora pistillata, 2418 nucleotides long. RefSeq lists its product as uncharacterized. NCBI's taxonomy places the organism in Eukaryota, Metazoa, Cnidaria, Anthozoa, Scleractinia, Pocilloporidae. The record is from RefSeq and is a predicted model, not a curated record.
UAAAAAUAAUUUUUUGGUAGGUCUCACCACUAACUACUACUCUUGGAUAAUAUUACGAGGCCUUUUCAUGCUAUUUGCGGAGAGAACUAGAAGUCACAUGUUUUGCAAGCAAAUGGCGAAUCAUUUUUAAUUUUAUCUCAAGUUUAAUUUUAACUAUCAGUUAAUGGUACUUUAGGCAGAUUUUGGUGAUAACAAAAGAACUUUGGAAUCUGUUUUUAUUUCUUACUGCAAUUUUGUUAAUCAGUGUUAUAUUUUGUAUUGUGUGGUCACUCACUGUUGCUGAUGUUUUAUUCUAUUCCUACACAAGUCUUGGUUUCAAUAGUAUUUAUGUAUUAUUAUUUGAUAUUCUGCACCUCGAGGGAGCAACUGACCAACAUGACCUUAAAUGUAUCAUCAGAAAAUCCGUGGAAAGUAUUGAAACCAACUGAUGUAUUAUUUAGCAUGCUGUUAUUUUUGCACUAUGUGAUUUAAUAGCAGUGCAAAAAAAAAAAAAAAUUGUAUCAUUUCUUCUCACUAUAAUCACACACACUGUGGUGAAGUCAGUCAAAUUUCUGUUACCCAACACUUUUUAUCUACGCAUUGAUGUAUUGUGGGCUUCAAUAUCAUGCUCUUAGUUUAAAAUGCAGAUUAAUACAUCAUAGGAAUAUUCCUCAAAGUAGGAAAAGGGAGGUGUGGUAACAACAUAUGAUAGCAGCACUAACAGGGAUUUAUUUUACCGUAUCUCAAUGGGAAGUACAUUGGUGAAAAGGUUAGGAUGCUGGACUCUGGGACCAAGAAGUUGGGGUUUGAGACCUGUCAGCUGUAAUGUAUGUGGUCAACUCGUACCUCCAUGUUCUCAAAAACAUUGACUCAAGCUGGGGAGACUCCACAACUUCAACCAACUCACGACGUGGUAAGAGAAAACGAGGGCGAAAAAGAUCAGGCAAUUCCUCCAAUUCAUUCUCACAGAGUUCCUGCAGAAGUAGUCAAACAUAUUCUAGCAGUUCAGAAAGUGGCUUGUACAGCGAAGGACUGGUCAAUUCUGGUUACUAUGGAGAUGAUGAAGUGGACCGCUGCCCUUGUGCUAAAUGCGUGAGUGAGGCACUAACGUCAAAACCCAAGACUGAUGUAGUGGCUGACUAUGACAUUAUUAGUGUAGACUUAAGCGAAUCUCCAACUCCUACGUUACAACUUAGCUGUGUUCCACCCUUAAAGCAAAGUAAUUUUGAUGACUAUGUGAUCAUUCCUUCGUCUAAAGAGGAAUUUUUUGCGAAUGCUUUAGCACACAGCUCUCCUCUCCUGGAGAAAAACAGUCAUGAAUUUGGUGCUAGCGUGGAAUCACCAGCUGUUAAACAAGUCGCCGUCAGCCUUCAAGCCACUCUCAGUCUGCGCUACCCUUGCAAAUUGCUAGAAGAGGAUGGAAGCGAUAGUUCUUUAACAAGGCCUGUUACUUUGCAGAGAGUUGCCAGUAAAAGUGAUGGUACAAGUUGUGGGUGGAGAGAGAACAUUGUUUGGCAAUUACAACAGCGAAAUGACACUCAAACGAAACGGUUUUUACACCUUCAAACCGACAAUCAGAAGUGCCGCGCUAUAACUACAUGUAAUAACGUUAUGAUAAUUAAGGAAGUUGACCCCAUUGAGAGAUCAGAACUUUUUCUAGCGAUAAGAAACCAACGGUCCCCUAGCGGUGACACUGAGGGACAUUCUCGCCCGAGAUCUGACAGCAUCGCGCAUUUAGCGGCCACUUAUAUCAAACGACAGCGAACAUUAACGGAAGGAAAGUUGACGGAAAGUGAAGCUUCCUACUCACCCGCAUGCGCAAGGUUCCGGAUGAGCAAUCGUGCGGGAAAACGCGAAAGAAUCCCAGGUGAAAAGUGGCGGGAAAAUGUAGUGAAUCAGCUCGAGAUGAGGAACUUUCUAGAAUUCAAGUAUUUCACUGACGCCCUUGUGCGCAGGACCAUGUCUCAGUUGAGUAUAUCAGAAAAUUUCCCCCAACAAAUGAGAGGUGUGGACGAGUAUGACAUCAUCACAGAUGACGAAGUGAGUAGCCUGGACUCUAGGAGUACCCUUAUUAACUCGACCCAUUCCACCUCACAGUCACAGGGUUACUACAGCUCUACAUUCAGCAGUCGAUUUUUUAACUUUAAACGUGGCAAGCGUAGAUAAGUUUUGUAGCUUACACUGACAACCAGCAUUUAUAGUGAAAUUAGAUAGAGACCCUCUAUUAUUGAGAAGCAUUGCAAAGUAAGGACUUGCCUUUCGAAGAAAGGUAUAAUAUAUUGUAAACAAAGAGGAGAAAUGGUGUUUAUUGAGAACUAAAUCAAGGAUUUUAUUCUAAUCGGACCAAAUGUUCUGUAAGUCUCUUUUUGCUACCUUUCUAGAAUCAAACAAUGGAUAGAUAUUCUAGUCUUCUCGGAUAAGGACGAAUAAACCGUAGGC